Hypoxylon trugodes is the source of this 2330-nucleotide messenger RNA. RefSeq lists its product as uncharacterized. Lineage: Eukaryota; Fungi; Ascomycota; Sordariomycetes; Xylariales; Hypoxylaceae. The record is from RefSeq and is a predicted model, not a curated record. The coding region runs from base 712 to 2139 and encodes 475 amino acids. The transcript has a single exon.
CGAAGUCUAAGUCCGGGAGGGGACGUCCGUAACAGCGGGCUAAUUUGCCUGUAUCUCAAUUAGAUAAGUCACAUAAUCUUUCCCCCUCUCUCCAUCCAAUAUAUUUCAGCUGAAUUUCUUCUGUCUAGCACCAACAACCAAAAAGCAUAGGGCUUACUUGUGUCUUUUGCGACCAAGAAUCAGCCCUAAAGUUGUCGGCUCGCCAUUCGCCAAGGUCUCUUAUUCUCGCAGCUGUCAUCAUCGAUUUAUUGACUGGCCUAGCCUGAUCCGAUUGAUGUAACCAUGAUAUGCAAGCCGUCUUACACCAUACGAGCGCUUUCCAGCUGUUGGUACCACCAGACUCCAAAUCUCACUGCUGAUUUAGUCCAAUGGGCUUCUUCGUAGGACGGAAAAGGUAUGCAGAGCCCAGGUGGGCAGGCCACCGAUAGGUAGGUUAGCUUCAAUAUUUGCCCUUCUGCGACCCGGUUGGAUUGAGACAUGUUGGCGACCGCUGCUGACCCUCUGUCUCUCACUUUUUUUUUGCGAUAAUCGUUUUCGUGAAGGUAGCGAAACAUAUCUCCUCUCACUCCUAUAACAUUGAUUUCUCAAUUCUCCUGGCUGUUGUUAGCUGUUCAUACAUAUAUAUCGAGUAGAUAUAGUCAUUCUGCAUGUGAAUUUCCAUCAUUGGUUCGCGAGGCUGUCCGGCUGUCUCACAGCGGUCGACCUCACAAAAUGGCAUCUAAAUGCACCAUCGCCACCCUCACUGUCACGCUACUCAUCGCAUCGCUCGUUAAUGUUUCUAUAGCUGCUGCUCACGCAAACUUAGGCAUACUCGACGGUGUUGCACUGUUUGAUCAACCCAAUCAUGCCUUCAAUCCCGGAUUUGGGCCGCGCUUUUACGCCACAGCCUCACCACCGAUCCCCGCGAUACCGCUUUAUAGAAGACAAGAGAGCGAAGUGGGUCAUUGUACGGUUGGCAAUUCCUGUUUAGAACUUGGGCCAGCAGGAGCAGAUGCUUGCUGCUCUGACGACAGAUACUGUUAUCUAAACACCACUUGGGGGGCACAAUGCUGCUCUAUAGGGAAUGAUUGUAAGGAUCAAGACUCGCCGUGCGACGAGGACCAUAUUUAUUGCAACGCUACAAUCACUUCUACUACGACGAUCGCCACAUCGCCUUCCAUAACAGCACUUGUACAGACCAGCUUGUUGCCUGGAUGCUGCCCGCGAUCUUGCAGUACCUCUUCUUUCCUCUGUCAAAAGGGGUUCGGUGGGCAGUGCUGUGGAUAUGGAGAGGAGUGCCGUUCUGGCGGCUCUUGCUUCAUGCCCGCUACAACCCCGCAGCCCACCGUUGCGACUAUUGUCCCAUCGGGGUGUACUACAUCGCAAAUUUCCUGCGAGACGGGUGGCGGGUGUUGCAAUUUUGGGAGUAUCUGUACCUCAUCCUCUUUAGCUGCGACAGUUACCCAGCUUUGCGUAGCCAACCUAACCGUUGUCGAUAACGGCGGUAGCGGCCUCUCUGAUGGCGCUAGAGUUGGCAUUGGUGUGGGUAUCGCUGUAGGUGCUGCUAUCAUUAUCGGUGGAGUGACAUGGUUCUGGAUCCAUCGCCGUCGAGUUGCAAAGUCGCGUGAAGGCGGGCCGCAUGAGCAAAGGCCAUUCGUACCUCAAGGCGGUGCUAACACAGAUAUCACGAGUCCGUCCAAUGGAAUGAGCACAAGGCCACGCAUCCACGAAACCGGACUCGCUCAUACUUAUUAUGGCCCCGAUGCCGUGCCCGGUCCAUUCACGGAUCGCACGGAUAGCACCACGAUUCAGGGGACUGAGCCUAGAUCGAGUCCAGGGUUCUCCGAACGAGCCAUGAACGCCCAUCAGUACCCCGAAAACCCGGGUGACGUUAGACCACCGGUCGAGAUGGGGACAGAGGAGCGUUCGCCCGCAGAACUUGGAGGAGUCGGAUUUGCUGUUGAGAAGAAAAAUCUCCUUUCAAGUGACACACCAGCUAGGGAGGAGUUUAAUGGGCCAUUUGAAUUGUACGGUAGUCCCGGAACGUCACCACAACCAAUGAACCCGGAGGAAGCGGAGGAGCACAGGACUAAUGGGAUUUCACCUUCGCCUCCACCUGCGCCAAAAUCGGAUCAACAAGGGAAUGAUGGGCACAAAUGAGCGGGUUAAGGAAAAUAGGAUGAAAUUUCUGGCGUAUUAUCCUAAUCCUGAUUUUAACGAAUACAUAUGAACUUGAAUGAAUGCGACUGAAUACCCCUUUUAAUUUAUAGACGAACGCCGCGCCUUUCCUUUCCGAAAAACUCCUUCGUAACGCCUUUCAUAAGCAUUAUGCAAUGUAACAGACAUUAUUA